Bufo bufo (common toad) is the source of this 760-nucleotide messenger RNA. RefSeq names its product rap guanine nucleotide exchange factor 4-like. Gene Ontology annotation, molecular function: cAMP binding. The coding region runs from base 182 to 760 and encodes 192 amino acids. The record is from RefSeq and is a predicted model, not a curated record. Lineage: Eukaryota; Metazoa; Chordata; Amphibia; Anura; Bufonidae. The transcript has 5 exons. Gene Ontology annotation, biological process: spermatogenesis.
ACACUACUAUGUGACAUAUUCAGACACAAGGCGGGAAUUUGCUCGUUUUUUGGUUGCAUAAAAAUCAGAACAAAAAAAAAAAAAAGAAAAGCCCAUUGAGCGGCGGUGCGCGGAGCCCUCGGUGCAGGAGCUUGUAGCGGUGCGGACGGUGCACGAGCCCCGGGCUGGCAGAGCUCCCGUCAUGGUCGCUGUUCACGCUUCUCAUUCCUCCUCCUCUGCAGAGUGGAUUGCCUGUCUAGAUAAAAGGCCAGUGGAGCGUUCAGGAGAAGACGUAGACAUAAUAUUCGCCCGUCUGAAAGAAGUGAAGGCUUUCGAGAGAUUCCAUCCUAAUUUACUUCAGCAGAUCUGCUUCUGUGGAUAUUAUGAGAGCUUGGAAAAGGGGGUUACGUUGUAUCGCCAGGGAGACAUUGGUACAAGUUGGUAUGCGGUGCUCACAGGCUCCUUGGAUGUCAAAGUGACUGAAACUAACAGCCAUCAGGAUGCUGUUGUUAUUUGCACGCUGGGAGUCGGUACUGCUUUUGGAGAGUCAAUACUGGAUAACACCCCCCGACAUGCCACCAUUGUUACCAGGGAAUACAGUGAACUCUUACGGAUUGAGCAGAAGGAGUUUAAAGCGCUGUGGGAGGCACUUCCUUCCAGUAUUGUCGGUAUAGAUGACUCUACUCUGUACAGCAAAUCUGACAGGUUAGCCGUGGGAAACAGAAAGUGUCAGCGUAUUGUGACUGCUCAAGUGGUCAGUGUAAAAGCUGAGGAUAUUUAA